CUAAGGGGUCUCAAUGCGCGAGCUUGGUCUGGCGAAACUGAGCUCUUCACCGUUCAGAACUCGCUCGAUUCGUCCAUGAAAAAGAACACCGCUUUCAUCAAACGCUUGCGAACCGCUAUAACGGCGUCCUCGAAGGAUACAUUCCUACAAGAGAUACGCAGUCUAUCUCUUCACAAAUACCUCUCAGAGAUCAUAUCUGCGACCUUUGAGGGUCUAUGCAAGCUUAAAACCCCAGCGGAGAUAUCUACGGGCGUCGAAAUAGUCAGUGCUCUGCAUCAACGCUUCGGCCCAGCGGAGUUUACUGAAAAGAUCGGUUGGCUAAUUGGAAGAGGCUUAAGCACACCGGACAAGUCAAUACUGAAAUCACUGGCUCAAGAUGUUAGAGAGCGAGAAGAAAGGGAGCGGAUCGCCAGGCAGAGGGUUCUACUGCGUGUUGCUACAGAACUGUGGCUUGUAGGGGUUUUGAGGAGUCUUGAAGAUACCGCUCGCCCCGAUGAAGUUGGUACUAAAAGCAAAGACGGCGCCAAACCAGUGGACAUUACCUCGAAGACCAAAGUGGCAGGCUCGAAUGCGCGUGGUGACGCCGAUGCAGAGCCUUUCCCUCUCGAGGCACUCAAGGAGAUGCUAGGUCAUGAUCGUGAGCAUGUCAAUCUUCCAUUAGUGGUAAUCUUCGUUAAGGCUUUCGCUUGGGAUGUUCUUGGGGUGCAACUUGCGUCGUCUGAAGGUCGAAAAUCAGUCGCUGAGGAUGGUACCACAUCGUCCUCCGCUAAAGGGGAAGAGCCCAUGUUCAAUGAGAACAUGGAUCCAGUAGCAGAUGACUCUCCUAUGACCUCACCAGAACUACGCCAACGUUUCAAAAACAUCUUGUCUCGAUAUCUGGACGAUGUAAAGUCGCAUAUACUUAGAAAUCAGAAGACUUUAAUGGCCCAAGGUCGUCGCAACGCGGAGGCUUACGUCAAGUCCGGCGAAGUGUUUGAAGAUAGACAAGCAACUCAUGAGAAGCAGAUCAAAACACAGGAGAAAUUGGUUGCGAAUGCACAGGUCAUGGCCGAUGCCCUAGGUGUAGAGAUGCCCGAUCUGCAAGAGAAAGACAGUGCGACUGCGAUUGGCGAUAAUGCAAUCGGACUCGUCAAGACCGGAGAGUACCUACGAGGCCAGAGUGAUGGCCCUGGAAUUUGGGAGGAUGAAGAAGAGCGUCGAUUUUACGAGAAUUUGAUCGACCUGAAGGAUCGCGUACCCGGAAUUCUCCUUGAAGAUGGCAAGAAGAAGAAGUCUGAUGAGGAGCAAGUUGGAAGAAAGGCUGAUGGGAUCUCAGUUCCCGGUGAAUCUAAGCCAGACGCAGAGCCAAGUUCUGAGAAAGCCGCAGAUAUCGACGAUCAGUCCACGACAAUCGUUAAUAAAUCAAUGGGCGCCCAAGUCGACUCAAUUCUUGCGCGCUUACCUGAAUUUACCACGAAGGACAUGGUCGAUCAGACAGCUACAGACUUCUGUUUCCUGAAUUCGAAAGCCUCACGCAACAGGCUCAUAAAAGCUGUUCAAGAUCUUCCAAGAGGUCGCACUGACCUAAUGCCACUCUACGCCCGACUUGUUGCGACGCUGGGAAAAUACCUUCCGGACAUCCCGUCAAGUUUGAUAACGUACCUAGAUGAUGAGUUUCGCAGCCUACAGCGGAGGAAAUCGAAAGACUCGCUUGGCCAAGUCCGCAUUCAAAACGUCCGUUACCUCGCAGAGCUCACAAAAUUUGGCGUAGUUCCGGAACAUGUCAUAUUUCAUUGUCUCAAAGUCAGUCUAGAUGAAUUCUCUCGCAUGAACAUUGACAUCAUUAGCCAUCUACUCGAGAACUGUGGCCGAUAUCUUUUCCGAAACCCAGAAACCUCCCCGCGCAUGGUAUCAUUCCUGGAUACUUUACAAAGGAAAAAAGCUGCGCAACAUAUUGGGCAUCAGGAACGUAUGAACCUUGACAAUGCGAUAUAUCACGUCAAUCCACCCGAACGAGCUGCAAUUGAGCAAAAGGAGAGAACACCGCUGGACUUGUUUCUCCGUAAACUCAUGUACACGGAUCUUUCAAGGAGAAGUCUUGAUAAGAUAGUAAGACAGAUCCGGAAACUUCAUUGGGAGGAACCGGAUGUCGUCCGCAGCCUCGAAAAAAUAUUCACCAAACCGCAUCGAAUCAAAUACGGCAACAUACACCUAUUGGCCGUUAUUCUCGGGUCAUUGAAUCGAUACCAUGCGAACUUCGUUAUCACUGUUAUUGAUGAUUUACUUGAGCAGAUCGUCCUGGGGCUUGAAGUCAACGAUUUUAGGUUCAACCAGCGUCGGUUGGCUGAAGUCAAGUAUCUGGGCGAACUUUAUAUCUACAGAAUGGUCGACUCUCCAACUAUUUUUGACACUUUGUACAAGAUCGUAGCCUAUGGAUACGAAAAUGGCACACCGAAACCAGGUCAAGUCAAUGCCCUCGAUUUGCCUGACAACUUCUUUCGUGUGCGGCUUGUCUGCAGCCUGCUCGAGACUUGUGGUGUGUAUUACGACAAGGGCCAGGCUAGGAAGAAGUUGGAUUUCUACCUCACCUACUUUCAGUAUUACAUCCAAACAAAGGAGAUACUGCCGAUGGACAUUGAGUUCUUGGUGCAAGACGCAUUUGCUCUAUUGAGACCCCAGUGGAAAAUUACAGCCACGUUGGAAGAAGCUUAUAAUACAUUCUCUGAAGCGGUCAAGCAAAAUUUCCAGAGUGCUGGCUUGGAUCGACACGCUGAUGUCGAUGAGGUCGAGCCAGAUUCAUCAUCAUCGGACGAAGAAGACGAGGACCUUACCCUCCCGGACGGUGACGAGGAGAAGUCUUCGGGAGAAGAUGGAGAGGAGACUCAGCACAAUGAGGAUUCAUCAGAAGAAGAGGAAGAGGACGAGCAAAUUGUGGUCACCCGCCAGGAAAAUGAGCGUGAUCCUGAAGCCGACGCUGAUUUCGAUCGUGAACUAGCGAAGCUCAUGUCCGAGAGCAUGGACUCACGCAAGUUCGACCGCAAGCCUGUUUUCGAUGUUCCGCUCCCCAUGCGUCGCGGGCGCGAGGCUGCAGCUGCCACAUCAGAGGAAGAACCUAUUCAGGCUCCUGAAGUUCCAUCAGGGCCUGGAACUAUGAAGUUCUCCCUUCUCAGUCGUCGAGGAAAUCGGCAACAGACACGAUCGAUCGACCUCCCAUCGGACUCUGGUUUUGCUGUUGCCAUGCGAACGCACCAGCAAGUCGAAAAGGAGGAACAACAGCGUAUUAAAAACCUCGUUCUGAAUUACGAUCUACGUGAUGAGAACGAAAAUGACGGUGAAUCACAUUUUCAUUAUCACCUUCGACCUAAUCCGAACCACACGGAAAGAACAAAAGCUGAGAAGUUACCAGUUAUCGAAAAGCAACACAACCCGUACGCACAGCCGCGAAUCGACAAGGCGGGAACUGGACGUAGCACACAGCGAGCCCGCAAAUUACAGCUCAGUGAUGUUGACUGGUAUGACAAAUCUCGAUCAUCUCCUGCCUCGAAGUCGAUAAGCGACGUAUCAGUGCUUUCAGAUUUGUCUGCUUUCCCUGUUAUUCAACAAUCGCAAAAGACCAGCAAAUGUGCUGAUUCAUCGUCUUCCAAUGAAUCACUCGCUACCCGACCCAAAUUUCCUACUCAGUCCUCGUCUAUCUCUCUUACCACAUUUCCUUUAAACGUUUCAAAUCAACAAGGCCCAUCACGUAAUAGUCGAGGCAGAAAGUAUAGCCAGCUGACUUAA
This is a messenger RNA of Pseudovirgaria hyperparasitica, 3759 nucleotides long. Its product is annotated as ARM repeat-containing protein. Gene Ontology annotation, molecular function: RNA binding; protein binding. Gene Ontology annotation, biological process: nuclear-transcribed mRNA catabolic process, nonsense-mediated decay. The transcript has 6 exons. Lineage: Eukaryota; Fungi; Ascomycota; Dothideomycetes; Acrospermales; Acrospermaceae. Gene Ontology annotation, cellular component: cytoplasm; exon-exon junction complex. The annotation marks the transcript as partial. The record is from RefSeq and is a predicted model, not a curated record.